Messenger RNA from Girardinichthys multiradiatus, 5928 nucleotides. RefSeq names its product cyclin and CBS domain divalent metal cation transport mediator 2b (gene cnnm2b). Bases 1906 to 4464 code for a protein of 852 amino acids. The record is from RefSeq and is a predicted model, not a curated record. The transcript is spliced from 8 exons. Lineage: Eukaryota; Metazoa; Chordata; Actinopteri; Cyprinodontiformes; Goodeidae. Gene Ontology annotation, cellular component: plasma membrane. Gene Ontology annotation, biological process: magnesium ion homeostasis; transport. Gene Ontology annotation, molecular function: magnesium ion transmembrane transporter activity.
UGUCUCUUGGCUGACCUGGGAACGCCUUGGGCUCCCCCCGGAGGAGCUGGAGGAGGUAUCUGGGCAGAGGGACGUCUGGGUGUCUCCACUGAGUCUGCUGCCCCCAGAGAAGCGGAAGACUACAAGUACGAGCACGAGUAGUGCGUUUCAGUGACAACACCAACAUAUGGGUCUGGCAGUCACUAUAAGAAUUUUGGGUAGUUUUCAACAAACGAUGACAUUUCUAGGAAAGGUUAUGUGUUUACAAGGAACUUUUCAGAAAGGACAAAUAUGAAAGUCAUUUCAUGAAACAAAUCUAUUUUUAUAUGGACAAGGCCUAAAGACAUCAAAGCUAAUGUGUACCUAUUUAUUUGCAUGAGCAGGGCACCCAAACUGGCUCAAGCCAGGUAAAAAUACUAAAAGCCAAUAUAUAUUUUCUUUGUGUCAUCUAUAAACUGAUCUCUCUUAAAACCCAUUACUAGAUAUCAGGAAAUUUUGUUCUGUUGGGAUUAAGUUUCAAAUGAACAUUCAGAAUUCAAUCUGAAGGGAAACUGCAACAAGAAAGUACAAAAUACCACAUUACAAAUUCUUAAAUAACCUGACCUUUCAUAUUACAGCAAAAUAAACAGCCUUCCCUAUUAAAAUAUAUUUACAAACAGUUAAAACAAAGCGACUGCAUGGAUCUUCAUCUUUUUCUGAUAAUAUUCCAUGUGUUCAUAAUGUCUCAGAAUAUUUCUAUAGAUAGAUAGAUAGAUAGAUAGAAUAGAUGGAUGCCAUGUUUUCUGCUGGUGUGUGUCUACUGUGUUUUAUUAAGUCUAAAGUCUAAAAUCUUAAGAAUGCUUCAUGGUUCGAUCGGCUGACAAGCUUGAAGCUGUUGAUUUCAUUUUCCAGCAGGACUUGUGUCCUGCCAUAUUACCAAACGUAAGCACUUAUUUAAUGACAAUUUUAAGACUGUGACUUAUUGGCCAGCAAACUUGCUGAAAAGGAGGAACAAUCAAGGAGCCAACAAUGCAGACAAGCUGAAAGCUGCAACCUGGGCUUCCUCAGCAGAGCCAAAGGCUGAUUUCCUCCUUGCCAUGCUGAAUUUUUGCAGUAUUUCAAAUGAAAAAAAGCCCCAAACCCAGUACUAAGACCAUAUACUGCACAAUACAUGGGCAUACUUUUCACUUGGAAGGUAUUUCUGUAUUUGAAAUGCCUUUUAUUGGUCUCAUGUAAUAUUCCAGUUUUGGAAGAAGCUUGAUUUAAGCAUCGGAAUUAUCAGAAGUAAACGCCUGACAUUUCUCAUAUAAUAUGUAAAUUUACAUUUUUUUGUAAAAUGAUUGGAAUACACUAGCUUUUUAAUAAUAUUCUAAUUUACUGAUAGGCUCCUGUAUUUAUUAUUCUCUGUCUGCAGGUGGCUUGUGAACAUAUUGAACAUGUUUUAUCUUCAAUCCUCAUCUUAACCUAAGUCCACAUACAGAAACACAGAAAGCUUGUAUGCUCCUCUGAACAGUGAUAAUGACCCAGCCUCCCAACAUGUGGCUUUAUUUUCUAUGAAUCUCUGAGGUGUUGUCCCCUGUGUGCAGGGUGCAUAAAGGAACCCACUUUAAAAAGUCACGGGUAGAGUUCUUUCUGCCUCUCAAGAUGAGCUGCACUUGUUUGGAAAUCUGAUUCGCCAAGGAGGCUGCGGACGCCCCGCCUCCCGGCUCGGCCGCCGCCUCUGAUUGGUCCUUACCGUCGCCCGUCUUGGGGACAUCGAGAAAGGCACGAGUUGGCCUGAAAGCCUGCGCUGGCUGCUCCUUAGUGUCGGACACGUAGUGGGAAAGAGCAGGUCCCGAUGCACAAGUCACGGCAGCCCUGGGCGGAGAUGAAGGCGGACUCCGACUGGCUCUGAUUUUUCAAAGCCCUUUUCAUUCAGGAGCUUGCUUGCCCAAAUUGGUCAUCGAUAUGUCAGAUCCGUUAUCCCCGGGACCCACCGUUGCAAAAAUGGCGUCACUCAACCGGGUCCGAGCUUUGGCGAUGAUUUUCUUAACUGUCACUGGCUGCUGUGUCACCCCGACAAGUGGCAAGGAGGGCUCCGAGGAGACCGUCAUCAUCGGGCUCCGGCUGGAGGACACGGACGACAUUUCCUUCAUGGAUAAAGGCUACCUGCGGGUGAGCGAGCGCUCUCGGGUGAAACUGAGGGUCUACGGGCAGAAUAUCAACAACGAGACCUGGUCCAAGAUUGCCUUCACGGAACACGAGCGGAGCCGGGCGUUGGGGGGCUUUGACAGCUCCUUUGGGGAUAACCAGAGCCAUGAGGACUCGUCCCUCUUGCAUCCUUGCGGAAUUAGGACUUCGGAUAUAAUUAUACUACCCAACAUCAUAUUGAAUCGAAAAACAUCCGGAAUUGUUGAAAUUGAGGUCAAACCUCUGCGGAAGACCGAGAGGAGUAAGGCGUAUUACCUUUGCAUCGCCACCUCCACGCCGGCGGUGGCCGGGAUGCACGACCCGUGGACGGAGAACACCUGGAUCUACCACGAUGGGGACGACACCAAAGUGAUAGUGGUGGAGGAGAAAAAGUUUCUGCUGCCUUUCUGGCUCCAGGUCAUCUUCAUCUCCAUGCUGCUCUGUCUGUCUGGUAUGUUCAGUGGCUUGAACCUGGGGCUCAUGGCUCUGGACCCCAUGGAGCUCCAGAUAGUCCAAAACUGCGGCACGGAGAGGGAGAAGAACUACGCCAAGAAGAUCGAGCCGGUCAGGAGCCAGGGGAACUACCUGCUGUGCUCGCUCCUGCUCGGGAACGUGUUGGUGAACACCACGCUGACCAUCCUUCUGGAUGACAUCGCCGGCUCCGGGCUGAUUGCGGUGGUCAUGUCCACCAUCGGGAUCGUGAUCUUUGGAGAAAUUGUUCCUCAGGCCAUCUGCUCCAGACACGGCCUUGCUGUGGGGGCAAACACCAUCUUCCUUACCAAGUUCUUCAUGCUGCUUACCUUCCCCGCGUCCUACCCGGUGAGCAAGCUCCUGGAUUACCUGCUCGGACAGGAGAUCGGAACCGUGUACAACCGGGAGAAGCUGCUGGAGAUGCUGCGGGUCACGGACCCCUACAACGACCUGGUGAAGGAGGAGCUGAACAUCAUCCAGGGCGCACUGGAGCUCAGGACUAAAACCGUGGAGGACGUCAUGACGCCGCUGAGAGAUUGUUUCAUGAUCCCCGGGGACGCCAUCCUGGACUUCAACACCAUGUCCGAGAUCGUGAAGAGCGGCUACACGCGCAUCCCGGUGUUCGAAGGCGACAGGUCCAACAUAGUGGAUCUCCUCUUUGUCAAGGACCUGGCCUUCGUGGACCCGGAUGAUUGCACGCCGCUCAAAACCAUCACCAAGUUUUACAGCCACCCGCUGCAUUUUGUGUUUAAUGACACCAAGCUGGAUGCGAUGCUGGAGGAGUUUAAAAAAGGAAAAUCCCACCUGGCCAUAGUUCAAAGGGUGAACAAUGAAGGCGAGGGAGACCCCUUCUAUGAGGUUCUGGGAAUUGUCACCCUGGAGGACGUUAUUGAAGAAAUAAUCAAGUCAGAGAUCCUGGAUGAGACUGACUUGUACACCGACAACAAGACGAAGAAGAAAAUCACCCAUCGGGAAAGGAAGCAGGAUUUCUCGGCCUUCAAGCCCACUGACAAUGAAAUGAAGGUUAAAAUAUCACCUCAGCUUCUGCUGGCUACCCUGCGUUUCCUAGCUACAGAGGUGGAGCCAUUUUCUCCGGUGCAGAUGUCAGAAAAGAUCCUGCUGCGAUUACUGAAGCACCCGAACGUCAUCCAGGAGCUGAAAUAUGACGAGAAUAACAAGCGGGCCGCAGAGCACUACCUCUUCCACAGGAACAAGCCUGUGGAGUAUUUCAUCCUCAUCCUGCAGGGGAAAGUGGAGGUGGAGGCAGGAAAAGAGGGGAUGAAGUUUGAAGCAGGACCAUUCUCCUUCUAUGGGAUGAUGUCUCUGACAGUGUCACCUGUGCCACUGUCGCUGUCUCGUACAUUUGCGGCCAGUAGAGCAGAAUCGUUAGCAGGAUCUCCAGAGAAUAAGUCCCCUCCACGGUCAUUUGGGCUGAACCACUCAGAUUCCCUCAACAGGAGUGAUCGCAUAGAGGCCAUCACGCCGACGCUGGGCAGCAGCAACAACCAGCUCAACUCCUUCCUUCAUAUCUAUGUCCCCGAUUACUCUGUCAGAGCGCGAUCAGACCUGCAGUAUAUCAAGGUAACACGUCAACAGUACCAGAACGCCGUGAUGGCGUCAAGGAUGGACAAGACCCCCCAGUCCACAGACAGCGAGUUCACCAAGAUUGAGCUCACGCUGACGGAGCUUCACGACGGAGUGGUGGAGACGCCGGCCAUCGUUACCACCACGGCCAGCACUACCAGCACCUCCCCUGCUGUGGCCCUCGCUAUGGGCAACGAGACAUCCCACCUGCUCAACCAGCAGCUGAACUGUGUGGGCGUGAGCAGGAGCAACCACAGCGCCCACAACGAGGGACCCAUCUAGCCCUCAGCCCCUGCUGCGCCCAGUGGAGAUUGAGACCCUCCACCUUGUCCCAUGGACACGCAUGGAGCAGUGGCGUUAAGUGGAGAAGAGGGAAAGUGGUCAGAGUAAGGGUUCUGCUCCAACCUGAAGGCCCCCGCCCCCAUUCAGUCAAUGAGACUUAUCCAUUUUAGGAGGAUGGCAGCAGCGGGGAUGAUGGGUGCUGCAAUGUCCUGAACACCAGAACCCCCCACUGUACCGACAGAACCAGUGAAAUGAGAUUUUUGUAUGGUGAUAAUCUGUCACUUUCAUAGCGGCAACUCGGAUUAGAGGACGACGGAGUGCAGGUCCGCUCACAACGUAACACAAGGCUCGCUGGACUUUCUCCUCAGGCCAAAGACUUUGGUCCCCCCUCCUCCGUCCAGUCACACUGACACCCCUGUACAGAAACAAACCCUCCGCUCUGAUGCAUCCUUCAGGGAGGCUCAGGCAACUGUUGGUCCCAUCAGACUCACACACAGAGCAGCGGUUCGUAGAAGACUGCACCAAAAGAAACCGUUAAACCGAGAACCAAGAAUGUUUUCUUCUUUUAUUUAUUUAUUUUAUAAUAUUGUUUGUAUAUAUGUACACGUGGAGAAAUGAUAAUGAACAAAAAGCAUGCAUCCCCAAGAACAUGCUACAUAUGAACAUCCACUAAUGUAUAUGAGGAGGUGAGGAUCUUUUACAGAAACACUAUGUACAUUACAGAUCUUAUUAUUUUUACUAUUAUCCUAAAUCAGGCUUAUAGUAUCUUUUUCACCUUUAAAAAAAACAAAUCACACUAUUGCCUUGAAGAGAAAUUAUAUAAUUAGUUACUUUAACAAAGUGCAAUGAACCAUGCUUUAUUUAAGAGAUGAUUAUAAAAGAAGAUAAUUCAGUGUAUUAUAAAUUGACAGAUAUAUUUGUAUGUUUGUGGUGUCUGUUUUUGAGACGUGUUUAACUGCAGCCAUGUGGCGUGUCUCUUUCUCUUUGUCUCUAUCACGUUUUUGACCUCAACCACGUCCGGCUCAUGUGAUGACUUAACCAGUUACUGCAGCAUAUUUUGGGCGAGGGGGGUGUGGGGGUGAAAGUGCCAACCAACAAAGGUAUCUAUGCAUGUGAGGUUAUGUGUUUUUUUAUGCCUUUUGUUCAAAUUUCACGCAUAAUCAAACGUGAGAACUGCACAGUAUUAAUGACCUCGUCCUAACAAGUCAGAAAGAGCAACCUCGACAUUAAAUGAUGCACAGCUAAUGCUUCUCCACUGUUUUGCUAAUGAAUGUGUUUUUUUUUUUUAUCCUGUUUUUUUAGUUAUUUUGAACAAUGUAACAGAGACCAACCUUUGACUUGCUGUUUUGGCUUCCCCACAGAUUGUAGUUUAUAACUUAAGCUUAUUAAUUACAGAGUUGAUACAGAUCAGAUUUUCAGAUGUUCUUCAACGAUGCUGGCUGCUAUUAAACAGAGAUAUUUAUA